This is a messenger RNA of Syngnathoides biaculeatus (alligator pipefish), 2754 nucleotides long. RefSeq names its product serpin peptidase inhibitor, clade E (nexin, plasminogen activator inhibitor type 1), member 3 (gene serpine3). The transcript has 8 exons. Gene Ontology annotation, biological process: negative regulation of endopeptidase activity. The record is from RefSeq and is a predicted model, not a curated record. Gene Ontology annotation, molecular function: serine-type endopeptidase inhibitor activity. The coding region runs from base 1331 to 2656 and encodes 441 amino acids. Lineage: Eukaryota; Metazoa; Chordata; Actinopteri; Syngnathiformes; Syngnathidae.
CAAAAUAUUAGUAAAACCCCUUGUAGUUAUUAAUCAUGACAAAUGAGUUAAUAAAAUCAUCGAUCGUUAACUACAACCACUCCAUUUGACACCUUUCAGUUUAGAAUGAUACAGGAAUAUUCAUGAUAUAAAUCAAUUUGAUAGGUAAAUCAAAAUGAAAUACAAAAAUAAUUUCAAACAUUUCUUUUACAUAAUCUAUAUAUUAAUUAAAAAAUUCUAUUAAAAAUGGUUAAUUAAAAAACAAAAUCAAUUACCAUACCCUAACCACAACAUCAGAGUAAGAAUCACCUUUAUUGGUGAAGUAUGUUAAAACACAAAAAGGAAUUUCUAGUACUACAGAAAGCAAGCCACGAUGACAAAAUAUACAUUUAGGGUAUAAAAAUAUAAGUACAGAGAGUACAAUGACAAUUUUGUAAAUGAUGCAUAGUCUACUGUGGCCAGCAGUGAUCAACAACAGUUACGCAAAUGACGGAGUUACGCAAAAAGAAUAACGGAAGCACAGUGAAUACGGUAAUAAUAUAAUAAUAUCCCAACAGAGAUCUUCAAAAUUGGCAGCAUGUCAUGAUGAAAUCCUAUUAAUAAAUAAUUAAAUGAUAAUUAAAAGUAAAAAAAGGGAAAAAUAAUUUAGUUCAGUAGUUAGUUUAGAUAUAUGUAUAAUUAUGUAUAUACUAUACAUAUUACAUAGAUAUUUGUAUGUGGAUAUAUGGAUACAUAGAUAAAAAUAAUAUAUUAGUUUGUUAUAGAUAAAUACAAAUUAAAGGCAAAUCCAAAUUAAAAAAAAAAAAAAAUUCACACAGUGCCUCUAGGUGUAAUAUAAAAGUACAUCAUCAUGAAAUUAUUGCCUGACGUUUGGUCACUUUCUAUCUUUUUCACAAAUCAUAACUAUUGGUCAAUCCCCAUGAGGGAAUGUUGGGUAUGGUACAUAUUAUAAAAUGUUGAAAAUGGCUUGCUCUCUAUUACCCAUUGCAAUUUUUUGUUUCCUAAAAAGUGAUGCUUUUGGAGAGCAGGAUUCUAGCAGACACCAAUAUUUACAAGAAAAAUGAGCUAAACAAUUGGCUAAUUAAUAUUUUUGGGGCAAAAUUGAUGAUUUUCAUGGUUAUCAUGUUUCACAUAAUUCAUUGAAAUAAUUGAUCAAAACUUCACAUGCCAUUACACUACUACGUGUCGCAUACACUUGAGAUGACAUAGUAGCUAGUGAAAUGUAGUGUACAUCAAGACAAUGUAAAGAUUCAAGAUGUUUAAAGCAAAGUGAAAUGGAAGCCUUGAUCAAAGUCAUUAUGCGUGCUCUACUCCGACACUAUUGCUCACUUUGGUAAAUGGGAAAAACUCCAUGGAAAAAGUUAAAGGUCUAUAUUCCCUGUUGUUUUUUUUCUCAGAACUUUUGGACAUUAAGAUGUGUCGCCUGCUUGCAUCCGCCAUUCUGGCUGUACUGUGCGUGGCGUCCCUGGUCCACAGUAGCAGUAGCCUGCAAGUCGGGCUAAAGUAUCGGCAGGGUAACUUCGCGAUGGCCUUGUAUCGUGCCGUGGCCGAGCCCCGUGCCGACGCCAACACGGUGGUGUCGCCGUUCAGCGUGGCUGCCGCCCUGGGACUACUGCAGCUCGGCGCCCGGGGCAACACCAGGGCUCAGCUGGAGGCCGGCCUGGGUUACGACGUCAACGACGCUCAGGUUCGUGAUCUCCUGCUGCUGCAGUGGCACGCAGAGAUGAACAACAGUAAUAGUCCAAUGGCCUCCCAGGGGGCGUGGCUACGACAGACGUGCAUCCUAUUGGUGGAGAGCAGCAUCAAACUAGCAGAUGGAUUCAUGCAGAAUGUUGGAGCCUGGGCAGAUGUCAGCGUGAUGAGAGACAACCAGGUCCAGAACAACAACACUCACAAAGACGAGACAUGGUUCCCCCUGCAGUCUGGAAGCAGCAGCGGUGACCUGUCUGGGUCUGGCGAGGUCCAACAGGCUGAGGCUUCAUCGUCAUCGAAGUCAUCCAGCCAGCAGAUGACUAUUUUGAGUACCAUUGCAUUCAGGGGUGUGUGGCAAAGGCAAUUUCACACUGUCAAUACACAGAACCUCCACUUCCUGCUCCUGGAUGGGAGCACCAUCAAAGUACCCAUGAUGCACCAAGCUACCGAGGUCCGCUUUGGUCAGUUCGUAACGCUGUCAAACCAAAGGUAUUCGGUCCUUGAUCUUCCCUACUCGGGUCUGUCACUGAGCCUCCAGGUCGUCCUCCCUUUGGACCGUAAGAGCCCUCUGUCUUCUUUGGAGGCUGAACUGAGCUUUCACCAAGUAGCCUCCUGGGAGGCCAGCCUACGCAGGACCAAGAUGGACGUCUUCCUGCCCAGGUUUAAGAUUCAUAACAAAUUGAACUUGAGGUCGACACUUCCUGCUGUGGGAAUCAGAGAUGCCUUCAACCUGGCAGAUGCAGACUUUACAGGAAUUUCAGCUACGGACUCACUCUAUGUGUCCGAUGCCUUCCACGACGCCACCAUCGAAGUCAUGGAGGAAGGAACCAAGGCAGCCGCCGCCACAGCCAUGGUCCUCUUGAAGCGUUCUCGCUCUCCCGUCUUCAAGGCAGACCGGCCUUUCCUGUUUCUGCUGAGGCACGUUAAAACAGGAUCCGUUUUGUUCAUGGGCCGAGUGAUGAACCCCGCCGACCAAUCUCUUUGAGAUGUUUAUGACAUGACACACACUAUUUAUUUGCAGGCACUUCUGAAAGAGGGACUAUUUUUGUAAAUGUGUAAAUAAAAUUUUAAUACUUUUUUUUU